Messenger RNA from Eimeria necatrix, 627 nucleotides. RefSeq names its product 40S ribosomal protein S3, putative. Gene Ontology annotation, molecular function: structural constituent of ribosome; RNA binding. The record is from RefSeq and is a predicted model, not a curated record. The coding region runs from base 1 to 627 and encodes 208 amino acids. The transcript is spliced from 2 exons. NCBI's taxonomy places the organism in Eukaryota, Apicomplexa, Conoidasida, Eucoccidiorida, Eimeriidae. Gene Ontology annotation, cellular component: cytosolic small ribosomal subunit; nucleus.
AUGGCGGCCAACACAAACAUAUCGAAGAAGCGGAAGUUCGUGAACGACGGGGUGUUCCAGGCGGAGUUGAACGAGUUCCUGUCUCGGACUCUGGCUGAAGACGGCUACUCGGGCGUGGAAGUCCGCGUGACUCCCAUCCGCACCGAAAUCAUCAUCAGAGCCACUCGCACGCGCGAAGUCCUCGGCGAGAAGGGCCGUCGCAUUCGCGAGUUGACUUCGCUGGUUCAAAAGCGCUUCGGCUUUCCCGCGGACUCCGUCGAGCUCUUCGCCGAAAGAGUCGAAAACCGCGGCCUCUGCGCGAUGGCCCAGGCCGAGAGUCUGCGUUAUAAGCUCCUCAAGGGGCUGGCCGUUCGCAGGGCUUGUUAUGGGGUCCUCAGACAUAUUAUGGAGUCCGGGGCUAAGGGUCCGCUGCUGCUGCUGCUGCUGCUGCUGCUGCUGCUGCUGUGGGUGCUGCGGGCGUGGGGGGCUGGCGCGGGUGCUGUGAAGCAGCACUGCUGUGGGCUACCAGCUGCUGCUGAUGAUGGGGAUGAUGAGGACGAGGACGGGACUGCUGCUGCUGCGGAGGGUGAUACCGCUGCUGCUGCUGCUGCUGCUGCUGCUGCUGCUGCUGCUGCUGCUGCUGCUUAG